AGCAGCUUUAAAGCAGUGUUCCUGGUUUACCUUUCAGACUCCAGAAGAUGAAGAAAGAGGAGGAAGAAGAGGACGGAGCAGAGUCUGUAACAUCCGGCUAUGUGUCUAUGAAGAGUGACUGGUCUAAAGAUGAUCCUCCAUACUUCAGUAAUGAACCUGGACCCUCAGACACAAAAGAGAGGAAGAGGAGUGGUGUUUCUGUGGAGGAGCAGUCUGCUUCAUCAGGAGACUCCUCCUGUCCCCAGUGUGCAGAAGGAUCCAGAACCAGACCUGGACUGCAGACAGACAGUCAGACCAGCACUGUACAAACAGAAAGUGGUCUGCAGGAGGUUUUAGAUGAACAUCACAUCAGUCUGAGCAGCACAUGUGAAUGUGUGACUCAAGGAACUGAUGAAGCAGGAACUAAAACCUUCCUCAUCAGCAUCUUCACUGAGGUCCACAUCACAGAGGGACAGAGUGAAGAGGUUAAUACCCAACAUGAGGUGAGGCAGCUUGAAACAGCUUCCAAGAUGAAGAACCUCCAUGACGCUCCAAUCAAGUGUCAGGACAUCUUUAAAGUCUUACCUGACCAACAGAAACACAUCAGAGUGGUUCUGAUGAACGGCGUCGCUGGCGUUGGAAAAACCUUCUCAGUGCUGAAGUUCACUCUGGACUGGGCGCAGCGCUCCAACAACCAAGAUAUCAGUCUGCUGAUUCUGUUCUCGUUCAGGUCGCUGAACUUGAUCAAAGAUGAGCAGUACAGUCUGCUCAUGCUGAUCCAUGUUUUCUAUCCAACAUUACAGAAGCUCACAGCAGAGAAGCUCGCUGUCUGUAAAGUUCUGUUCAUCUUUGACGGCCUGGAUGAAAGCAGACUUUCACUGGAUUUCAACAACAGUGAGGUCGUGUCUGAUGUCACACAGAAGUCAUCAGUCAGCGUGCUGUUGACAAACCUCAUCAAGGGGAAGCUGCUUCCCUCGGCUCUCGUCUGGAUAACUACCCGACCUGCAGCAGCCAAUCAGAUCCCUCCUUCAUGUGUGGACAGGGUAACAGAAGUACGAGGCUUCACUGACACCCAGAAGGAGGAGUACUUCAGGAGAAGAUUCAGUGAUGAAGAGCAGUCCAGCACAAUCAUCUCACACAUCAAGACAUCCAGGAGCCUCCACAUCAUGUGUCACAUCCCAGUCUUCUGCUGGAUCACUGCUACAGUUCUGGACCACAUGUUGACUCCAGACCAGAGAGGAGAGCUGCCCAAGACCCUGACUGACAUGUACUCACACUUCCUGCUGGUUCAGACAAAGAGGAAGAAGAACAAGUAUGAUGAAGGACAUGAGACGAGUCCACAGGAGCUGACGGAGGCUGACAGGAGCCUUCUUCUGAAGCUGGGGAGGCUGGCGUUUGAACAACUGGAGAAAGGAAACAUCAUGUUCUACCAAGAAGACCUGAAGCAGUGUGGUCUUGAUGUCACAGAGGCCUCGGUGUUAUCAGGAGUUUGUACAGAGAUCUUCAAAACAGAGAGUGUGAUCUUCCAGAAAACAGUCUACAGCUUUGUUCAUCUGAGCGUUCAGGAGUUUCUGGCUGCAGUCUACAUGUACCACUGUUACACCAGCAGGAAGACAGAGGUACUGGAGGACUUCCUGAGAAGAGAAGAAGAUGAUGAAGAUGAUGAAGAUGAAGAUGAUGAAGAUUACUCAUCUCUGGAUGUGUUCCUGAAGGGAGCCAUGCAGAAAUCUCUCUACAGUAAAAAUGGCCACCUGGACCUGUUUGUCCGCUUCCUUCAUGGCCUCUCUCUGGAGUCCAACCAGAGUCUCUUAGGAGACCUGCUGGGUCAGACAGACAACAGUCCAGAAACCAUCCAAAGAGUCAUCAACAACCUGAAGGAGAUGAACAGUGGUGAUAUCUCUCCUGACAGAAGCAUCAACAUCUUCCACUGUCUGAUGGAGAUGAACGACCGCUCAGUACAUCAGGAGAUCCAAGAGUUCCUGAAGUCAGAGAACAGAUCAGAGAAGGAACUCUCUGUGAUCCACUGCUCAGCUCUGGCCUACAUGCUGCAGAUGUCAGAGGAGGUUCUGGAUGAGUUGGACCUGAAGAAGUACAACACAUCAUAUGAGGGACGACAGAGACUGAUCCCAGCUGUGAGGAACUGCAGAAAGGCUGUACUUACUGACUGUUUACUCUCAGACACUGAAUGUGAAGUUGUGACCUCAGCUGUGAAGUCCAACCCUCAUCUGACAGAGCUGCACCUGAGUCUCCUCAAACUGUCUGAUUCAUCAGAGAAGCUUCUGUCUGCUGUACAGGAGAGUCCACACUGUAGACUGAAGACUCUGAUACUUUGGGACUGUGGACUCUCAGAGACUCACUGUGAAGUUUUGGCCUCAGCUCUGAAGUCCAACCCUCAUCUGACACAUCUGGACCUGAGCUGGAACAUCCUGUCUGAUUCAUCAGUGAAGCUUCUGUCUGCUGGACUGGAGAGUCCAGACUGUGGACUGAAGACUCUGAGACUUUCUAACUGUGAACUCUCAGAGACUCACUGUGAAGUUUUGGCCUCAGCUCUGAAGUCCAACCCUCAUCUGACACAUCUGGACCUGAGAGGAAACAAACUGUCUGAUUCAUCAGUGAAGCUUCUGUCUGCUGGACUGGAGAGUCCAGACUGUGGACUGAAGACUCUGAGGUUCACUGAUUCUAAAGGUUCAGUUGUCACACUGACUGGAAACCAGAAGAAGAGAUCUUGUGUGGAGGAAGAGCACAAACCAGAGUCUCCAGUAUCCACCUGUGAGUCCAAACAUCAUCCUCCAGACGUCACUCAUGAAGCUGGAUCCUCAGACUUAAAGGUGGAGGACAGACGGGACAGCGCUACACCUGCCACACAUAAAGGACCUGAUCCGUCCACAUCCAGCACAAAGGAUCAGCUGGAUCCUGAUGAUCCAGAGAGGCUGAAACAGCAGCAGCAGCUUGAGUGCAGAGAGAAUGUGACUGGGACCAGUUACUGGCAGGACUUCACACCCAAAGUGCUGACUGAGUCUGCAAACAUUUCAUACAGGUUUAGCUGUCCUGGUCCAGGUGUGUUCAGGUGUACUUUGACCGGACUGGUGUUUGGUACGGUUCAGGAGGCGGAGCUACAGUACAGGACCGUCCAAUGGGAUGAAAGACUUCUACAACCAGCUGGCAAGACGGCUGCAGGGCCGCUGUUCAACAUCCACAGUCCUGACGGUGCUGUCAGUCAGCUCCGCCUGCCUCACUGUGAAACCAUGGAUGCUCCGCUCCCUGAGGGUCUGCUGUCUGUCGUCCACAUCACUGAUGAUGGAAUGAGCAUCCUGGAGCCGCUGGAGAUUACAGACACUCAUGUGGUUGUGAACGUCCCUCACUUCUCUCUCCUGGGCCUCGUCUGGGACGUUGUUCAGAGGUUUAUUAACAUCAUACGACCAAUCAGCAGCCAGGUUCUGCUGUUCCUCCGACCUCCGGAUCGUGAUGAUCGAAUACUUGACGUAUUACUGCUGCCGAACAACAUUCCUCUGAGUGAGGUUGCCCCCCAACAAGGAACAGCUGAGAACAUUAAGAUCUCCUCCAAAUGUCCUCUCAGCGUUGAUCAAAGCUACAGUGUUCACUGUGAACCUGAAGCCUCCAUAAUCCAGCCUGAGGAUUCAACAUUUGAACCAAACUACGGACCAAAUUUCUUCCCAACAUUUGAGGUUUUCCUCACUGCAAACCAAGAGAAAGUGACUCUGAUGGUCCAAGACCAAGAGAGGACAGAGAUGUGGAAUCGGGUGGUGAAACUGACAGGUCCAACAAGUGAGAAUGUGUUCGUCCCAGAAGAGAAGCUGCUGUUGGCUCGGGAACAGUUUGUUAGCAGAGUGUCUGAAGCUAAUCUAAACCUGCUUCUGGAUAAACUUCUUGGGUUUGGUGUUAUAAAUGAUGGUGAAAUGGAGUCGGCCAGAACAGAAACGCGAGCCAACAAAGCUCGAGAAGUGAUCGACAUGGUGCGAAGAAAGGGAAGUGAAGCCAGCUCCUGUUUUAUUGUUGCCCUCCGUGUGGUGGAUCCAAUCCUUUCCAGACUGCUCAACUUAAGCUGAGUGUGAAGAUGAACCUAUAACAGCUGUUUUACUGUCUCAAGUUACCUAUUUUCAUCUUUUUCCAUCCUCCAUCACGGAACACUGAAAGCACAUUUAAAGAUAUUUUAAUAUUCAGUAUGAACAGGAGGAUGAUUACAGAGAGCUUCAUAUGGACACCUGACUGCUGCUUUAAGAUAGACUUGAACUAUUGUGAAACUGUUCUUUACUUUGUGUGUGAUUAUGAAGAUGAUACAACGAAAUGACUUAGUCCUAGUUUCCUAAUUUUUUUUAUCAAAAUGUAAACUGGAACUUUGUUAAAUGGCUCCAGAGGAGGUGUGUGUGUGUGGUUGUAAACACAGCUUGUCCAGCAUGUUUUUUAUGGUUUGAGGAGCAGUUCAGGUCUUUAAUCAACACGUGUUUCAUUGAUACUAAAUUGAAUAUGAAAGAUGUCACAUAGAGAGAAAUCUCACCAGCUGUGCUGAGCUUUUUGUCUUAUUAAAUCAAAGAUGUUUCAGGUUCUAACCACAAAUGUGAUUAAAGGUUGUUUCUGUGCUGCCUUAAGACAGAUUUUUAUACUUUAUGAUGAAAAUAAUAAAAAGCUGACCAUGUGAUGAGAGCUCGCUGAUAUAUUCACCCUGUAAGAAACUUUUUUUUGGGGGGGCAAUAAGACAUCACAUCUGUCUCUUUUUUCUUCCUUCUUAUCUGUGA
Messenger RNA from Scomber scombrus (Atlantic mackerel), 4733 nucleotides. Its product is annotated as NACHT, LRR and PYD domains-containing protein 5-like. Lineage: Eukaryota; Metazoa; Chordata; Actinopteri; Scombriformes; Scombridae. Gene Ontology annotation, molecular function: protein binding. Bases 48 to 4046 code for a protein of 1332 amino acids. The record is from RefSeq and is a predicted model, not a curated record. Gene Ontology annotation, biological process: regulation of apoptotic process. The transcript has 16 exons.